UGGGCUUUCGCGUUCCGAGCAAACUCGCCGCUCGCUGCGCUUUUAUGCCGUUGCUCGGCCCACGGAGGCGCGAGGAGCCCCCCACUCCGCGGCAUGAUCUCCGCGAUUUCCAGCCCGUGGCUCACGCAGCUCUCGCACUUCUGCGACGUGGCCGCCUGUCCCGCACCGGGAGGAGGGUACCGUUACGCCGGGGCUCCGGGGGACUCGUACGGGCGACCCGACUCCCACCUGGAGCCCGGCUUCGGCUACACGGAGCACGGCCAGACCCGAGGCGCGCAGGCCCGAGGCGGGGGCGCGAGAUGCGCGUCGCCGUCGGCCUCCGCUCCCAGUGGGAACGCGCCGGCUAAGAAGAACCCCAAAGUGGCGAACAUCACCGCGCAUCUGGAGAUGAAGGCGCUGUGGGACGAAUUUAACCAGCUGGGAACGGAGAUGAUCGUUACUAAAGCUGGGAGGCGAAUGUUCCCCGCCUUUCAGGUGAAACUUUUCGGACUGGACCCCGAGGCCCAUUAUAUGCUCCUCAUGGAUUUUGUACCGCUCGACGACAAGCGCUACAGGUACGCCUUCCACAGCUCCUCGUGGCUCGUGGCCGGUAAGGCGGACUCCGCCACCCCCGGGCGCGUGCACUACCACCCCGAUUCCCCCGCCAAGGGCGCGCAGUGGAUGAAACAGAUCGUGUCGUUCGACAAGCUGAAACUCACCAACAACCUGCUGGACGAGAACGGCCACAUCAUCCUCAACUCGAUGCACAGAUACCAGCCACGGUUCCAUGUCGUCUACGUGGACCCGAGGAAGGACAGCGAGAAGUACGCCGAGGAGAACUACAAGACGUUCGUUUUUGACGAGACCCGCUUCACUGCGGUCACGGCCUAUCAGAACCACAGGAUCACACAGCUGAAAAUUGCCAGCAAUCCCUUCGCUAAGGGGUUCAGAGACUGUGAUCCUGACAUUUGGCCCCGAAGCCACAGGCCAUGCACUCUGCCAGUUACAGGAACUUUAGUGACUACCAGAAGCUCGCUGUCAUCGGUGCCACUGCACAACGUCCCGGAGAAGAGAGAGGAUGGCCAGCAAGAUUAUGACAGGGAGCAGCUGCACAACAACGCUGCCCACUCCGAUGGAGCCCACAGACUGAUGAUGCGUGUCCUCAAUAGCACCCUUCCAGCCCCAAGUGGACUCCACACCAUGCCUGCCUGCCCCAACCACUCGCAUGACCCCUGUUUGGAGGGGCACCCUCAACAUCCAGAAGCUCUCCAUCAUCACCCGUACAAGUACCCCAGCACCUACCAUCACUACCUGGGGACCAAAUCCCGGGCCGCUCCUUAUCCCUUGUCCAACAGAGGGCAUAGGUAUCCCCACCACAUGGGUUCUACUGCAGCCAGCUUGUACUCCACAUCCAGUGACCCAUCAGCUUUUGAAUACAGUCCCAGUUAACGGUACUUAUCAAAACAAUAUCGGUCAUUUAGGACAGUUUAAACCAGUAGUCCUGCUGUUCUCAAAAUGAGGGAAAUGCAUCAUGGGAUCUCAUGAAAGAAGCUGGUGGGAAAAGUUGGAAAAAUGCAGAUCCCCACCAACACAUAUAAUUUGACACCUCGGAGCAGAAUUUCUUUGUGCGCAGAUUUACCUCAUCUAUAAGUACUGCCAAAUAUUUAGCACUUUCUGGAAGUGAGGAGCUUGGCAAGAGACCCCUGAGCGAAGAGGGGUCCCAUUGUGAGGGCCAGAGCAGUCAGAUGGUUUCGAGAAAGAGAAGGAGGUUUUCUGCACUCCGCUGGAUUUCUGGAGAGACUCAAGAAGGCCACCAACCGCAAUAUAUUUUUCAUAAGAUUAAAGGGGAGAAAUAAGAACCAGACGAUACUGUUGAAUUAAUAUGGAAAUUCCUCUCUCCAGGCAUCGUGACCACCGCGCUGCUCGGUUCGGAAACGGCAUCUUCAAAUUCCUAUGGACUUCACAGCAAAGCAGUUUUACUGGAACACUGAUUUACCCCCCUGGGUACCGGAGACCUCACACUGCUCUGUGGGGUGUACCUCACCGCACUGUACUGCACUGUAAAUAUCAGUGAGAACUAAAAGAGACUCGUCUGUAAUAUCCAAGUACGCAGCAUUCAGCGUUCUGCUUGUGGGUCUAUUAAAUUAUUGUUCAUAUGCUGCUGGUGUACUGGACGCAAGAAACUGGCAAUACCCCCAUAUGUACACACAGCAGACUGAGAACAAUAAUUUAAUAGACCCACAACCCCUUUAAAUCAGUGUUUGUGCCAAAUCGUACCAAGCUGUUACAGAAUAUGUAUUUAUUGUUGCUUUUGUGGAAUUAAGAUAUUUUGGAAUAUGCAAACACUAGCAUAUAUAGAAUUUUGUAGGCACGUACAAAUUAUUGCUGUUACUGUUUGAAGUUUAAGCUGAGCGUUUGAACAGGACUUUGAUGAAUGCUUUGAAAACCGCAGAUCACAUUUUAGUGAUGAAUAUGGACUUAGAUCCACAGUCAGUUUCGUGUCCAAACGCUGAGAGGAAACAGAAACACACGCCACAGAAACCUCUGUCAUAGCAAACACUGAUGCUGUUUAAUGAAGACCAUCUGAGAAACGGCUAUUGUCUCUCUACCUGCGCAUUCAACAGGGAAUCCAUUGCAUUUUACUUAAUCAGAAUUUAUCAUGGUGGUUCAGGACCCAAACUUGUAACCUCACGAUUACCAGCUCAAGUCGGAGAAGGUUUUAAUGUCCUGGGGAAGUCGACUUAAAGAGAAUA
This is a messenger RNA of Scleropages formosus (Asian bonytongue), 2732 nucleotides long. RefSeq names its product T-box transcription factor TBX1-like. NCBI's taxonomy places the organism in Eukaryota, Metazoa, Chordata, Actinopteri, Osteoglossiformes, Osteoglossidae. The record is from RefSeq and is a predicted model, not a curated record. Gene Ontology annotation, cellular component: nucleus; chromatin. Gene Ontology annotation, biological process: cell fate specification; positive regulation of DNA-templated transcription; regulation of transcription by RNA polymerase II. The transcript has 7 exons. Gene Ontology annotation, molecular function: DNA-binding transcription factor activity, RNA polymerase II-specific; RNA polymerase II cis-regulatory region sequence-specific DNA binding. Bases 94 to 1428 code for a protein of 444 amino acids.